AUGGUACCAUUUAAAAAAUCAUUAUUUCCAAGAGAAGAUGGAUAUCGUCCUGUUGCUUCUGUUGGCGGUAUUGUUUGUUUUGUCAAUCUUCUUCAAACACGUUUCUUCGUGGGUAACCCGCUUACUCAGACACUCAAGGAGCUUCCUGCUAGGUCAAAAAUUAAUUGGCCUAUAGCAGUCGUUGGAAUGUGGAUGUAUGGAAAAUCUAUAGUCGAGGGCUACAAGAUCAUUUGCAUCAAUGGGGAGUUGGGCCAAUACAUAAUUUUUGACUCUAUCAAGAAUACAUGGUAUGAAUCAGGAGUCAUGCCGGCGAUUAGAAUGUUGCCGUUGUAUUUGAGCUUUCUCCCGCAGGCUAUCUCUAUAGACGAUUGUCUUUACUUCACGUGUUCGAAUCCAGAAGGUAUAAUCUCCUACAAUAUGUUGUCGGGAGUUUGGAAUCAUUUUUUAGUCCCGAAUCCUCGUGUUUUGAUUGCUAACCGAUUUCUCGUGGAAUGUGGGGGUCGGAUCAUGCUCGUUGGUUCGGUGGAAAGUGAAAUAGAAUCAUGUGUUUCUGUUCGCAUUUGGGAGUUACAAAAAAUGACGUUACUAUGGAAAGAGUUCGACAGGAUGCCAAGUGAGUGGUGCUUGGGAUUGAACCGGAAGAACACUAUCCACAUGAUUUGUAUAGGUAACAAAGACAUGAUCAUGUUGUCAUUUGUAUCUGAAAAAAGGAACAAGUUUGUUACUUAUGAUGUUUUGAAGAAAGAAUGGUUGCAAGUUUCUAUAAGGACGCGUCAGAGGUUAGAACGUGGAAUCACAUUUUAUCCUUGCAUUACAGCAACAGUUUAA
Messenger RNA from Impatiens glandulifera, 828 nucleotides. RefSeq names its product F-box only protein 6-like. The record is from RefSeq and is a predicted model, not a curated record. Lineage: Eukaryota; Viridiplantae; Streptophyta; Magnoliopsida; Ericales; Balsaminaceae. The transcript has a single exon. The coding region runs from base 1 to 828 and encodes 275 amino acids.